Alternaria rosae is the source of this 1902-nucleotide messenger RNA. Its product is annotated as photolyase. Gene Ontology annotation, biological process: entrainment of circadian clock by photoperiod; circadian regulation of gene expression. The coding region runs from base 1 to 1902 and encodes 633 amino acids. Lineage: Eukaryota; Fungi; Ascomycota; Dothideomycetes; Pleosporales; Pleosporaceae. Gene Ontology annotation, molecular function: DNA binding; FAD binding. The transcript has 2 exons. Gene Ontology annotation, cellular component: nucleus; cytoplasm. The record is from RefSeq and is a predicted model, not a curated record.
AUGCCACCGAAACGUAAAGCGAGCAUACCCGCAAACGCCGCAUCUGCGAAGAACUACACCGACGUAACAGGCGACGCUCCCAACAAGCGCUCGCGCAUUGCCAAACCUCUUCCGAAAGUGACUACGAAAGAUGCCCCUCCCGUAGACGCGAUAGCGAAGAACACCAAGAAUGGAGCGCCUGGAGAAGCAGUGAAGAAGGAGGAAGAAGGCUUCGACCAUUCGAGACCGGAAGAGAGAGCCGGCAUAGUCGAUCGACGAUACUACCCUGCUGAGAUGAGCAACGAGCGAUGCGCCUUGUACAAUCAGAAUGAGAUACCGCGACCGAUCGAAAUCUUGAACAAGACGUUGGCGAGUACAAAAGAUAAACGAAAGGCUAUCAGAGAAGGGAAGAAAGCGCAACAUGGCGACGCGGUGGUACAUUGGUUCAAGAGGGAUCUGCGGAUACGGGAUAAUACUGGCCUAUCGCAAGCAGCAGUGUUGGCAAGGGAAAAGGGAGUGGGCGUGAUAGGCGUUUGGUUCAUGAGCCCACAGGACUGGGAAGCUCAUCUGGUCAGCCCGCCUAAAUGCGACUUCGAAUUGCGCUCUGUGGAGACACUCAAGAAGGAACUGGAAGAACUGGAUAUCCCCCUCUACAUCGAGACGAUUCCCGAACGAAAGAACGUGACAAAGCGAUUGGUGGAGUUGGCUGAAGAAUGGAAUGCGAAGAACGUCUUCUGCAACUUGGAAUACGAGCCUGAUGAGCUCCGGCGAGAGGAGCGCUUACUGCGCAUGAUGCUGGAAAAGGGCAUCAACUUCGAGCCGCACCACGACGACUGCGUUGUGCCACCUGGAAGUCUCAAGACAGGAGGUGGGAAGCAAUAUGCUAUGUACAGCCCGUGGUACCGAGCCUGGGUUGCACAUCUGCACGCGCAUCCGCAUCUUCUGAACGAGCGUCCCAUGCCCGGACGAAACCGUCCAGACUUCCGCAAGAAAUUCACUAAGCUCUUCGACUCGAAGGUCCCCGAUCUACCAGAAUGCAAGGCGUUGACGGCAGAAGAGAAAGAACGUUUUCAGCACUUAUGGCCCGCGGGCGAGUCCGCUGCCAUUGAUCGCCUCGAGCGCUUCUUGAUUGAAAAGAUUGGAAAAUACAAGGACACACGCAACUUCCCUGCUAUGAACAGCACCGGGCGUGUCAGUGUGCAUCACGCUGCUGGUACACUGGCGGCACGAACCAGUAUACGUAUGGCCCGGGACGUCAACAGCGCGAAGAAGCUCGACGGAGGGAAAGAUGGUGUUAAGGGUUGGAUGGGGGAAGUUGCAUGGCGAGACUUUUAUCGGCAUGUGCUUGUACACUGGCCCUACGUUUGCAUGAACAAGCCCUUCAAAUUCGAAUACACAAACAUUGAAUGGGAGUACAACGACGCCCACUUCCAAGCCUGGACCCAAGGCCAGACCGGCUACCCCAUCGUCGACGCCGCGAUGCGCUGCCUAAAUCACACAGGCUACAUGCACAACCGCCUGCGCAUGAUAACCGCCUCCUUCCUCGCAAAGCACCUCCUCCUCGACUGGCGCCUCGGCGAACAAUACUUCCUCACGCACCUCAUCGACGGCGACUUCGCGUCCAACAACGGCGGCUGGGGCUUCAGUGCAUCGACUGGUGUAGAUCCACAGCCGUACUUUAGAAUCUUCAAUCCGUGGACACAGUCGGAGAGGUUUGAUGAACAGGGCGAGUUCAUUAAGUUGUGGGUUAAGGAACUGGAGGAGGUGGAGGGGGCUGCUAUACAUAAUCCGUAUGCGGCGGGUGGCAAGGCUGCGCAGAUUGCGAAGGCGAAGGGCUAUCCUGAGCCGGUUGUUGAGCAUAAGUUUGCGAGGGAGAGGUGCUUGGCCAGGUAUAAGGCUGGUAUUGGGAGAGAGACUGCUUGA